GACACUCGUUAAUGACAUUGCUCUGCUUAAGCUAAAGAGUGAGGUCAGGUUCUCAGACGUUGUGAAGCCUAUCUGUGUCCCGGAGAAGACAGAGGAGGUGCCAUACAAAGGGAUCGCUGUUGUUGCUGGAUGGGGAGCGAAUGAGUUUCGGGGUUUGACAUCCCGCGCGAUGCGAUGGGCUGUCAUCAACUUCAACCGCCUUGACACGUGCCAGAGCAACUACGGCGAGCUGGGCGUGCGCGUGGAUGGAAGGCUGCACCUGUGCGCCAGCGAUAACGGCACGGACCCGAGCCCGCCUGUCUGCGCGCCGGACUCGCAGGAGCGCCGCUGUCAGCUCGGCUUCGACUACUGCGAGGCCGACAGCGGUGGACCUCUGAUGGUAGCCGAGAGGGUGGAGAGCGGCCUGAAGUACCACUCCGUUGGUGUCCUGUCGUUCGCCGUGGGUUGUGGCAACGCCAGGUACCCGGGCAUCUACACGCGCGUCGACUCGUAUCUCGACUGGAUAGCGCAGACCAUAGCCGGCAACUGAGCGGGGACACUGGAGCCGUCGUACUUGAGAGCCGAGGACGGGUGGACCGAUCCACGGCCGACAGCUCAAAAGCGUGCGACAAAAACGCGUCGAACAGGAGCGCCGGGGCGCCGGUAACAUCCAGGACGAGGUUUUGUACUGUGCACUGUGAUAGGCUGGUGACCGUGCGGGGGCUGCAGAAGUGAUAGGUCUGAGCAUCACGUCGAUCUGGCGGAAACAUGGCGCACCGUGGAGCGCUGAACGAGAGAGGCAGUUUUUUGAACGAUCACUGUCAAGUGCAGAAAAAGUUGAUCGGUGAAAUGUAUAUGGUCGUUGCGAUGGAUGCUGGUCGUUGAGGUAGGCCGUGGGGUAACGCGAUAUAUCUGCUAAUCUUGUUUAACCGAUCAAUGACAACGCCGAUGCAUUGUUCGACUUUUUGCUGAGCUGUCACUCAGCAAAGUGGAAACUGGUCAUCUUUCUGCUAAAAGAGGAGGCGCGCGUGCGCCUUCGACAAUUUGUAAUGCUCAUGAUCCUGAGGUGUAUUAUUUGAAUGUGGUAUGCUGACGGUUUGUAACGUGCUGCUGCUUUCUCAAGAGUUGUUUUGUACUCCAGGGGUCAUGUGCAAAUGAUGUCGAGUGUACGACAUCGAAAUUACAUCGAAACGUCAAGUACUAUUUCAGAACAUUGAA
Molecule: messenger RNA, 1197 nt
Organism: Pollicipes pollicipes
Lineage: Eukaryota; Metazoa; Arthropoda; Thecostraca; Pollicipedomorpha; Pollicipedidae
Product: acrosin
Exons: 4
Coding region: 170-529 (119 amino acids)
Biological process (GO): proteolysis
Molecular function (GO): serine-type endopeptidase activity
Source: RefSeq, a predicted model, not a curated record